Messenger RNA from Copidosoma floridanum, 2734 nucleotides. It is a transcript of the gene Med, whose product is annotated as Smad/Smad4 homolog Medea. Lineage: Eukaryota; Metazoa; Arthropoda; Insecta; Hymenoptera; Encyrtidae. Gene Ontology annotation, cellular component: heteromeric SMAD protein complex. The record is from RefSeq and is a predicted model, not a curated record. Gene Ontology annotation, biological process: anatomical structure morphogenesis; SMAD protein signal transduction; cell differentiation. Gene Ontology annotation, molecular function: I-SMAD binding; DNA-binding transcription factor activity, RNA polymerase II-specific; RNA polymerase II cis-regulatory region sequence-specific DNA binding.
AAGAAACGCAAAGACAGCAGAGAGCAGCAGUUAGACCAUCAAGAGUUUGCGUGUUGCCGACUCCGAUUGAUAUUACGACUUCUGGUGAUUGUUGUUAUUAUUGUCGUACUGCAAAUCUUCGUCACAGUCGCAGAAGCUGCUGCAGCUGCAGCAACAACGACGACAGCUACGACGGCAGCUACGAUUGCCGCCACGGCAUUCACCGAGAUGGUCGGCCUGGCGGGCGGGGGUGCGCACCUAUACCCCUCACCCCCCAUGCAGCCUAACCCUGAGUUGAGGGAGAUGCCAGGGAUCACUCCAGCCAAUGCUCCAACAAGUGCUGACGCUUGUUUGAGCAUUGUUCACUCCCUGAUGUGCCAUCGUCAGGGAGGCGAGAGUGAAAACUUCAGUAAGCGUGCUAUUGAAUCUUUAGUAAAGAAAUUGAAGGAAAAGCGAGACGAGUUGGACAGUUUAAUAACGGCAAUCACAACAAACGGAGCGCAUCCAAGCAAAUGCGUGACGAUCCAGAGGACACUGGACGGUCGUCUACAAGUUGCAGGUCGCAAGGGCUUCCCACACGUGAUUUAUGCCAGAAUCUGGAGGUGGCCUGAUCUUCACAAAAAUGAGCUCAAGCACGUCAAGUACUGCCAAUACGCGUUUGACCUCAAAUGCGAUUCCGUCUGCGUUAAUCCUUACCACUAUGAGCGCGUUGUCUCACCUGGUAUAGACCCCUUUUUUACAGACCUCUCGGGCCUUACCCUGCAAUCCGGCGUCGGAGUCGGCCCAGGCGGACGUUUGGUCAAGGAUGAGUACAGCGUCGGAGGUGGUGGCACAGCCGCGGCCGCAGCAGCUGCCGGAGUUGCCGUUGGGCCAGGGAUGGACGUCGACGGCGAGAUGAACCAGACGAUACAGCACCAUCCGCCCGCCCAAUCGGUGACGACCAGCAGCUCCCAACAGUCCCAGCAGUCGUUCAUGCCGGGCAUGCCUGGGCAGUCGGCAAGUGCUAAUAACGGGAGCGAGGGCAUGUUUAACGGGGCAGUUGGUCCCAGUGCGAAUCCCCACGUGAAGCUGGACGAUAGUAGCCCGCGCCCCCGGCAGAGCUGGACCAUUCCCGCGUCGCACCGUCCCUCAGCGCUAAACAUGCACCAUUGCAACCAACAGCAAUCCUUGAACUCAACGAGUGGCAGCAGCAGUGGGCAAAUACUGAAUCCUUCGCAGGGUCAGAGUGGCGAGGGUGGCUUCUACAACACAAACACACCACCCCAGGAUUUAAACCAAGCGCAAACGUCCGUCGAUGCACUGGCAGCUUCGCUCACCGCAGGUGGAAGCCAAAGUUCGCCAGUCUCGCCUGUGCACCUUCACCAUCAGAACAAUGGUUUUGCGGUCGCGAACGCCGCCAAUCCUUACAACACGGGUGCACCCCAGUGGACAGGCGCCAACACCCUCACUUACACUCAGAGCAUGCAACCCCCCGAUCACAGACACCUGCAUCCUUCCUCUUACUGUGAGUAUUUACGUUUGCCAUAUACUGUUGUUACUUCGAUUUAUUAUAUUGCAUUUCUUGUACGUGCUUCUUUUCUUUUCUCAGGGGGUAAUCAUGGGGGCGAUGUAGCUGGGAGCGUAAGUGGCGGUCUGUUGUCGAGUCAGCCGGCGCCUGAGUACUGGUGCUCGGUUGCGUACUUCGAGCUCGACACCCAAGUCGGUGAGACCUUCAAGGUGAGCAGUGGCUGUCCCAACGUGACGAUCGACGGCUACGUUGAUCCAAGCGGUGGUAAUCGCUUCUGCCUCGGUGCCCUUAGUAACGUCCAUCGUACCGAGCAGAGCGAACGAGCUCGACUCUACAUCGGCAAGGGAGUUGUGCUCGAUUUGAGAGGCGAGGGCGACGUCUGGCUGCGGUGCCUCAGCGAGCACAGCGUAUUCGUGCAGUCUUAUUAUUUGGAUCGCGAGGCCGGCCGAGCGCCCGGCGACGCUGUCCAUAAAAUCUACCCGGCGGCCUACAUCAAAGUAUUCGAUCUUCGUCAGUGUCACAAGCAAAUGAGAGCCCAGGCUGCGACGGCCCAGGCGGCUGCUGCUGCACAGGCUGCCGCUGUGGCCGGGCAUCUCACUCACGGAGCACCAAUCACGAAGAGUUUGAGCGCUGCUGCCGGCAUUGGGGUUGACGAUUUUCGACGUCUGUGCAUCUUACGACUGAGUUUCGUCAAAGGCUGGGGACCCGACUAUCCCAGGCAGAGCAUCAAAGAGACGCCCUGUUGGAUAGAGGUACACUUACACAGAGCCUUGCAACUCCUUGACGAAGUACUACACACGAUGCCAAUAGACGGGCCAAGGGGUAUCGAGUAGCCGUAACUAAGCUGUGAAAUCAUCAAUUACCUUUACCCCGAUGACUUUUCUUUUUGUACAAAGAUGGGAUAUGAUGCGCACGGUGUGCCUAAAAAUCACAUGUCAGAGAUAAAACAAGAUUAAAUAGUAUAAAGCGAAACACAGGGAAGUCAAAAGCUUGAAAGGAGACGUUACUGCUGUCUGCAUUGUCUUUGAUCCCCAAGAGAUUUGAGAAAAAACCAAAUGAACCAGUGAUGAUGACAAGAAAGAGAGAGAGAGAUAGAUCAAUAGUUAAGUAACAUACAAUGAUAAUCAUCAAAGGUGAGUGUAAUGAAAGAAACAAGAAAAACAAUAAUUUUUGUUUUGCAUAGACAACAUCGUGGCAUGUGCACAAAGGUAAGCUUUUUGGUGUGUUUUCGAGGUUAAACAAGAAAAA